Nicotiana tabacum (common tobacco) is the source of this 1544-nucleotide messenger RNA. RefSeq names its product F-box protein FBW2-like. The record is from RefSeq and is a predicted model, not a curated record. NCBI's taxonomy places the organism in Eukaryota, Viridiplantae, Streptophyta, Magnoliopsida, Solanales, Solanaceae.
CUUUCUGAGAUAUUUCUUGAACUUUUCACUUUCACAUGUUAUUUUCUUUUUCCUGUUAUCAAAUCUUGUUACUUUUGUCUCUCGUCUUGUUUCUCUUCUACCAACACAACACCCCCUUUUAACUGAAACUCACAUUCUUCUUACCCUUCAUUUUAGGCGGAUAAACCGGUGUUUCACAGAUCCAAGUGUACAAAAAUCUUGGGUGUUGAUUGAUUUCAGCAUUUAACUCAGCUGGGAAAUGGUAAUCUCUGUGGCCAAUUGAAUUGAAUCUCAUUGUUUUAGUAUUUUGCUGUGGCAAUAUGGAUAAAUAAAGAAAAACAAGAGUUAAGAUGGAGAGUCAGGAGUUUCGGCGGUGGGAUGAAUUAAUUCCUGAUGCACUUGGGCUAAUAUUUAGGAACCUUUCACUUCAAGAGGUAUUAACUAUAGUUCCAAGGGUUUGCAAAUCAUGGGGAAAAGCCGCAAGAGGUCCUUAUUGUUGGCAAGAGAUCGACAUUGAGGAAUGGAGCAAAAAUCUUAGCCCUGAUAACCUUGAUCGGAUGCUUCAAUUUCUUAUUACAAGAAGCUGUGGUUCUCUCCGUAAGCUUUGUGUUUUUGGUCUCUCCAGGGAAUCAAGCUUCACAUUCAUUGCAAACAAUGCCAAAUCUUUGCAGAUGUUGCGGUUGCCAAAAAGUGAUAUAGGCGAUUCCAUCGUGGAACAGGUCGCUGGAAUGUUCUCGAACAUUACAUUUUUGGAUGUGAGCUACUGCAUAAAAAUAGGAGCCAGAGCGCUUGAAGCUAUAGGGAAGCAGUGUAGAUGUCUAACUGGUUUGCGUCGAACAAUGCAUCCCCUUGAGGUUAUUGACAAGCUUUCCCAAGACGAUGAAGCCCUUGCAAUAGCUAGUACAAUGUCAAAGCUCAAGCAGCUCGAAAUUGCUUAUAUGCUGGUUGGUACAACAAGCAUAACCGAGGUCCUUAAAAACUGCAGACAUCUUGAGCUGCUCGAUGUAAGGGGUUGUUGGAAUGUGAACCUUGAAGAAAAUUUCGUAAAGAAAUUCCAUCAGCUAAAGGUGGUCGGUCCCCUUGUCGUAGAUUGCUAUGAUCGAAACGGAUGGGACAAUUGCUCUGAUUAUUCAAGUUCUUCAGGCUAUGUACCAUGGGAAUUUGUGGCUGGUGACAUGGACGAUGACGACUUUGAUGGCAUGUCCGAUGUGUAUUGGGAGGAAGAUGACCAAAGUAUUGAGGACGUCGAAAUGUGGUUUUAUGAUGACUUAAAUGCUGUGGACUCUGGAUACGAUUGGCCGCAAUCUCCUUGAGGUUUGCCUGAUCAAAUUCUACUUAUUCAAUUUCGACAAGUUCUACAUUACUUCUCUCUUCGCUUCUAAAUACCUCUACAUAAGAAAGUUUGCUUGCUUUCUACAAUGUAUAUGCGAAUUAUGUGUCUGUGUACCUUCUCCUCUUUCUUCGUUUCUUUUCCUGUUUUAUUACUAUCCCGAUUGUAUGUAAUUUCUUAUUCAUAGCAAAGAUUUCUAUGCUAUCAGCUUAAUCAAUUCAGUCUCUGCAGUUCU